CUCGCGAGAGGACGUGCCACAGCACGGCCUGUCGAUCACCUGGCCCCGCCCCACGCCAGCGCGCCCCCGGGCGCGCUCCGCCCCCAGCCCUGGCCAGGCGGGAAGCGAACGCGCGCUCCUUCCCGUUACCCUUCGCCUAAGGGGAGGGCGGGGGGGGGGGAGCGGAGGCGCGCGCUCGUGGGCUACGUGCUCGCGUACGUCGCCCGGGUUCUGCUGCGUCCGUCCCGCCGCCCGCCCGUUGCCGCCGCCGCCGCCGCGCUCUAGCUUUGCCGGCCGCCGCCUAAGGGGGGCUGGGGCCGGGGCCAUCACCGCCGUUGCCGGGAUGCCGCGGGUGUACAUCGGCCGCCUGAGCUACCAGGCCCGGGAGCGCGAUGUGGAGCGCUUCUUUAAGGGCUAUGGAAAGAUCCUGGAAGUGGAUCUGAAGAACGGAUAUGGUUUUGUGGAGUUUGAUGAUCUGCGUGAUGCAGAUGAUGCAGUUUAUGAACUGAAUGGUAAAGACCUUUGUGGUGAGCGAGUAAUUGUUGAGCAUGCCCGCGGCCCACGUCGAGAUGGCAGUUACGGUUCUGGACGCAGUGGAUAUGGUUAUAGAAGAAGUGGCCGAGAUAAAUAUGGCCCUCCUACCCGCACAGAGUACAGACUUAUUGUGGAGAAUUUGUCAAGUCGGUGCAGCUGGCAAGACCUAAAGGAUUAUAUGCGUCAGGCAGGAGAAGUGACUUAUGCAGAUGCUCACAAGGGACGCAAAAAUGAAGGGGUGAUUGAAUUUGUAUCUUAUUCUGAUAUGAAAAGAGCUUUGGAAAAGUUGGAUGGAACUGAAGUCAACGGCAGAAAAAUCAGAUUAGUUGAAGACAAGCCAGGUUCCAGACGACGCCGAUCCUACUCCAGGAGCCGGAGCCAUUCAAGGUCUCGCUCUCGAAGCAGACAUUCCCGUAAAAGCAGAAGCCGAAGCGGCAGCAGCAAAAGCAGUCAUUCUAAGAGCAGAUCCCGGUCCAGGUCAGGCUCCCACUCCCGGAGCAAGAGCCGCAGCCGCAGCCAGAGCCGCGGCCGGAGCAAGAAGGAGAAGAGCAGGAGCCCCAGCAAGGACAACAAGAGCCGCAGCCGCAGUCGCAGCCUGGGCAAGAGUCGCAGCAAGAGCAAAGACCAGGCUGAAGAGAAGAUCCAGAACAACAGCAGCACCGGCAAGUCCAAGAGCCGAAGUCCUAGUAGGCACAAAAGUAAAAGCAAGAGUCGGAGCCGGAGUCAAGAGCGGAGAGCAGAGGAGGAGAAGCGGGGGAGUGUGAGCAGGAGCAGGAGCCAGGAGAAGGGCAGGAGUCAGGAGAAGGGCCUCCUCAAGAGCCGCAGCCACAGCCACAGCCGUGGGGGCAGCAGGAGCCGCAGCCGCAGCAAGAGCAAGGACAAGAGCAAGAGCAGGAAGAGAAGCAGGGAAGAGAGCCGCAGCCGCAGUCGCAGCCGCAGCAAGAGCGAGAGGAGCAGGAAGCGGGGCAGCAAGCGAGACAGCAAGGCAGGCAGCAGCAAAAAGAAGAAGAAGGAAGACACCGACCGCUCGCAGUCACGGUCACCCUCCCGCUCAGUGUCAAAGGAGCGCGAACACACCAAGUCCGAGUCUGGCCAGAGGGAAGGCCGAGGGGAGAGUGAGAGUGUUGGCACCAAUCAAGAGACCCGGUCUAGGUCAAGAUCGAAUUCCAAAUCGAAACCAAACCUUCCGUCAGAAUCACGCUCCAGAUCAAAGUCAGCUUCAAAAACCCGAUCUCGGUCCAAGUCUCGAUCCAGGUCUGCUUCCAGAUCAGCCUCCCGGUCUAGAUCUAGGUCCCACUCAAGGUCCUAACUGGCUACGACCACAGCUGGAACUACCCAGGAAGUCUUUUGUACAUGUUUGGUAGCCGUAGCACAAGUGAUUGAAGUAGAACAUGUCACUGCUGUACAUUUUUAACUCCCCUAAUGGUGUGUCUAUAAUUGUUAAAUCUAAGUGCUUCCUCUCAGUAAAGCCUCCUGGCACCAGGCCUUCCUGCUCGACUGAAAAAAAGUUUCUCUUUGAAAACCCCCCUUUACUCAUGGCCCACAGUAGAAUAUCCAAAACGCCUUGGCUUUCAGGCCUGGCCUUUCCUACAGAGAGCUCAGUCCCUGGACGGCACUAAGGCUGGAAUGAUGACAUAGGUAGGUACGGUGAGUUCAACCAUUUUUGCUCUUGAAUUGAUGCCCUUUGAUGUAUGCCAUUUAGUGAAAGUGCUAAGUCUUAAGUUUCCUACCACUUUGGUUUCAUAUUUUUGGACUUAACAAAGUUGUGAAUAGCACAGUCGAGGAAAAUUGAUACCUGCAGUAACCCAUAGGAAAUAAACUGUAGAGUUCCAUAUUCUGGUAUUGUGAUUAUAUUGUUUUAUAUUAAAAAAGAAAAUAAAAGAAUUUUUUUUAAUUUUAUUUUUCCCCGUCUUGCAAAGUAUAGUGACCCCUGUUUCCAUUAAAUUUGAAUAAAGACUAUUUUUGCUUGACAAAA
Nycticebus coucang (slow loris) is the source of this 2488-nucleotide messenger RNA. RefSeq names its product serine and arginine rich splicing factor 4 (gene SRSF4). The coding region runs from base 323 to 1822 and encodes 499 amino acids. Gene Ontology annotation, cellular component: cytoplasm; nucleus; ribonucleoprotein complex. The transcript has 6 exons. Gene Ontology annotation, biological process: mRNA splice site recognition; alternative mRNA splicing, via spliceosome. The record is from RefSeq and is a predicted model, not a curated record. Lineage: Eukaryota; Metazoa; Chordata; Mammalia; Primates; Lorisidae. Gene Ontology annotation, molecular function: mRNA binding.